AUCUAUAUCUCUCUAUAUAUACACACACACACUCACUGUCCCACCAAGAACACACAUAGUAAACACACGCAGUGGGCGAAAAUGGAAGGGAAGAACUUCCUUCGCUGUCUCUUCUUCAUCUGCAGCGUAGUCUUACUCCUGCUCUUCACAGCCUUCAACUUAACUUCCCCACCCUCCGACAAGUCGGAGCUGCUCGAGUGCGCCACCAACUCCGCCUGGUGCACAGCCAAGAACCGCAUCCUCCGCCACCCCAACCCCGCCCCGCUCCGCCACGACCACACGGCGGACGUCCCCCACCACCCCCUCGACCCGCUCACCAUCCAGGAGAUGAACAAAGUGCAAAAGGUCAUCAAAUCCUUCUUCGGGAAAUCGGUCUACUCCGUCCAUUCACUUGUCCUGGAGGACCCCGAGAAGCAAGUGGUGCUCAAGUGGCAGAAGGGGGAUCCCCUCCCGCCACGGAAGGCGUCCGUCAUCGCACGCGCCUCCGCGAAGAACUACUUGCUGACGGUGGACGUGGAGAGCGGGGAGGUGGUGGAGCACGACACCAGCCACAUUUCCGGGUUCCCUCUGGUGACCCUGGAAGAUAUGCAGAACGUGAUAUUCGCGCCGCUGUCCAACGCCCAUUUCAACCGCACGAUCUUGGAGAGAGGAGUUGAUCUGAACGAUGUCGCCUGCUUGCCUUUCUCCCCCGGAUGGUUCGGCAAGGCUGAGGAUGGAAGAAGACUGGUUAAACUAGAAUGCUUCACCAUGAAGGACACUGCAAACUUCUACAUGAGGCCUAUUGAGGGCAUCAUUGUGAUCACAGACUUGGACACUAGUGAAGUUAUUGAAAUCAUAGACAAAGGGAAACACAUUCCGAUACCCAAGGCCGCUGGCACUGACUACCGGUUGUCGGCCGAGAACGGCGGGGUCAUCAAGCUCCCCAACCCUAUCUCCAUGGAGCAGCCCAACGGCCCCAACUUUGUCGUAGAAGACGAGCAUUUGGUGAAGUGGGCUAACUGGGAGUUCCACUUGAAGCCUGACCCGAGAGCCGGAGUCAUGAUCUCUCGUGCUAGGGUUCGUGACCCGGAGACCGGAGAUUUGAGGAAUGUGAUGUAUCAGGGGUUCUCGUCGGAGCUGUUUGUCCCCUACAUGGACCCUGAGGAAGCUUGGUACUUCAAGACUUACAUGGAUGCUGGCGAGUACGGGUUUGGACUCCAGGCCCUCUCCCUUGACCCGCUCAAUGAUUGCCCGAGAAAUGCCAAGUUUAUGGAUGCAAUUUUUGCAGCUUCCGAUGGCACACCGUAUGUUAGAUCAAACAUGGUCUGCAUUUUUGAGCGGUAUGCGGGUGAUGCUGCUUGGAGACACACCGAGAGCCCGAUUACGGGGAAAUUGAUUCUAGAGGCGAGGCCGAAGGUUUCGUUGGUCGUGAGAAUGGUCGCAUCGCUCGCGAACUAUGACUAUAUUGUGGAUUGGGAGUUUCAUGCUGAUGGAUUGAUCCAUGUUAAGGUCUCACUUACGGGCAUAGUGAUCGUCAAGGGCACGUCUUAUGUCAACAUGAACCAGGUGAAAGAAAACGAAGAUAUCUAUGGAACCCUCUUGGCGGACAACAUCAUUGGAGUCGUCCAUGAUCACUACAUCAACUUCUACCUCGACAUGGACAUCGAUGGCUUGGACAAUUCCUUUGUAAAUGUUCAUCUCCAAAGGGAAUACACCCAUGGAACGUCGCCUAGAAAGAGCUAUAUGAAAGUCAACAAGACCGUUGCAAAGACGGAGAAAGAGGCCCAAAUCAAGUUGAAGUUGUAUGACCCAUCUGAAUUCCACGUGAUCAAUCCGAACAAGAAGACCAAAGUGGGCAACCCAGUCGGGUACAAGGUGGUUCCUGCUGGCACGGCUGCUAGCUUGCUUGACCCUGAGGAUCCUCCGCAGAAGAGGAGUGCAUUCACCAACAACCAAAUUUGGGUAACACGUUACAACAAGUCGGAGAAGUGGUCCGGAGGGUUGUUUGCCUACCAGAGCCAUGGCGAGGACACUAUUCAAGUAUGGUCUGACAGGGAUCGGCCGAUUGAGAACAAGGACAUUGUUUUAUGGUACACAUUGGGGUUCCAUCACGUUCCAUGCCAGGAGGACUUCCCAAUCAUGCCCACCGUGUCAUCGGGCUUCGACCUCAAGCCGGUUAAUUUCUUUGAGAGAAACCCUGUGCUGAGAAUUGCACCUUAUGUCGAAAACGAACUACCUGUUUGCAAAGCUGCUGCUUCAGCUUAAGUAAAUAUUGUUCCGGUCCUCAGGCCUGGGGCAUGGGGAAGAUGAAGAAAUAUACUUGGUUUACACGAUUAAGCGAGUCGCUAUAUGUACCGGUGGUGGUUUGGCUCGGACAAGGCCUAAUACUUGACAUUUGGGGGUGAGGAUGAGGAGUGUAGUUGAUUUUCUAUCUUCAUGUGUGGAUGUCUGAGCAUGGCAUUUGUAAUUUUUGAGAAGUUCCAACAUUUACAAUGUCGUAAUUUUUUGACUGGGGAAAGGAAGUGGUUCACUAAUUUCCACGACAAAGUUGUCUUUGAAUCACUUACCACUCUGUGGAAUCUUGCACUGA
Messenger RNA from Sesamum indicum (sesame), 2569 nucleotides. Its product is annotated as amine oxidase [copper-containing] gamma 2. Gene Ontology annotation, biological process: amine metabolic process. The record is from RefSeq and is a predicted model, not a curated record. NCBI's taxonomy places the organism in Eukaryota, Viridiplantae, Streptophyta, Magnoliopsida, Lamiales, Pedaliaceae. Gene Ontology annotation, molecular function: quinone binding; primary methylamine oxidase activity; copper ion binding.